Eleginops maclovinus (Patagonian blennie) is the source of this 1557-nucleotide messenger RNA. It is a transcript of the gene neil1, whose product is annotated as nei-like DNA glycosylase 1. Gene Ontology annotation, biological process: base-excision repair. Gene Ontology annotation, molecular function: DNA-(apurinic or apyrimidinic site) endonuclease activity; DNA N-glycosylase activity; nucleic acid binding. Bases 236 to 1459 code for a protein of 407 amino acids. Gene Ontology annotation, cellular component: nucleus. The transcript has 10 exons. Lineage: Eukaryota; Metazoa; Chordata; Actinopteri; Perciformes; Eleginopidae. The record is from RefSeq and is a predicted model, not a curated record.
AUCUUUGGAAUCUUGAAAGUACGGCGGAGAUCUUAUGAAACCCAACAACCACAACACGUUUUAUAACAAUCAUGCUGUGAAGCCCUGCUUGUGCAACACUUGCACACCUUGCAGCCCCACAGAGACUGGAGAAACCCGGAAUAAUCCGUGGGUUAUGGGAUAUUCCUGAGGUUUUAAAUUAAACUGACUAGUUUGUCCGUGGCGUGGUCUACUUCCUGGUUAGUUCAGCUUCAAAAUGCCUGAGGGACCAGAGCUCCACCUGGGCAGCCUUUAUGUCAACAAAAUGUGUGCUGGAGUGGUGUUCACUGGCCCUGUCAGAAAAUCUGAAGUCAGCAAGAGCCCUGAUGUGCCCUUCACCUGUGAGGCCUAUCGCAUCACUGCCAUUUCCAGAGGGAAGGAAGUGAAGCUCACGCUGACGCCUAUGAAGAGUGAUGAACCAAAACAGAGAUCCAAGGCAGGCCAAGCAGACCAGGCCAUGGAUGUAGUCUUCCGCUUUGGGAUGUCAGGCUGUUUCCGCUUCACCACAGAGGAUGAGCUGCCCAAACAUGCCCAUCUGCGUUUUUAUUCUAAAGAGACGCCCUGCAGAGUGCUGAGCUUUGUGGAUACACGCAGGUUUGGCAGCUGGCAGCCCAACGGGACUUGGCAGCCUGACAGAGGGCCCUGUAUCAUGUUUGAGUACGAAAGCUUCAGGAAGAACGUUGUGACGCACCUGUCUGACCGCACCUUUGACAGGCCCAUCUGUGAAGCUCUGCUCAAUCAGAAGUACUUCAACGGUAUCGGGAACUACUUGAGGGCUGAAAUCCUUUACAGGUUGAACAUCCCACCCUUUGUGGUAGCGAGGUCCGUACUGGAAGGACUUGAGUCAGAAGAUUUAUUUGACAACGAGAAGCCUGUAAAAGCUGAGGUGCGGGACACAAAGGACUCAGACAGAGUUAAGAAGGUGAAAAAGGAGAUGGGGGACCUGCUCAGACUGUGUCAUACAGUUCCUCUGGAGGUGGUGAACCUAGGUGGAAAGGGCUACGACCCCCAGAAGAACGACUACUCUGCCUUUAAGGCAUGGCUGCAGUGUUACUAUGUGGAUGGGAUGAAAUCAUUAAGGGACCACAAUGGCAGAACUAUGUGGUUCAAAGGAGAUCCAGGUCCCAUGGCAACUAAAGAUUUAAAGUCACCCAAGGUAAAAAAGAGAGCAAUGAAAACCGAGGACCAUGAUUACACAGAUAAGAAAAAGGGGGCCAGAGGAGGCAGAGCACACGAAAGAAGAAGGUGGUCAAACAGGGAAUCCAAAACAGCAAAGAAGGAAGAAGUUUCAAGUCUUAAGGAAACUGAGGAGUCUGAAAAAGUAAAGACGCCUCAACAAAAAAAAAGAACAGCGGCUCGUGGGAGGAAGACCAGCUGUGCUGAGCCAGCUGCAGGUCCAGAGAAGCGGAGCGGGAGAGUUACCAGACAGAGCAGCAAAUGAGGAGAAAAAGGGGGGCCCCACUGUAUUGGGUGUAUGUUUUUAUACCUUUGAACAGUUUGUAAUAAAACACAGAUUACUGUAAGAGUUCUGCAACUGUU